AUGGAUGAUAUAGACAAACGAUGCAACGCAUUGUCAUCGGAGCAGCAAAAAGUUGAGAGAGAACAGCAAUUCAAAAUAUCGGAUCAGUCUUGGACAAGUAGCUUACCACUAUACAACUCUCACUUACCGUCCUCCAUGCCUAAAGCUAUAUAUGGAUUAAAGAGUUCCCCAAAAUCUACAGUAUCAGCACCAACGUCGCGAAUAAUAAGCUCUAAUGCACAGCCAUUUCAGAAUUCAUUACAAGCUCCCAUAUCUCAAAGCCAGUCAAUUUCAAAGCUUGGUACUAACAGAAAGAUAUCAGACCACUGUUUGCAGUAUCAGCAGCAUGGACAGUAUACUCGGUUGCAGCAGCAACACAUGGUAUCUCUCUCGGAGCAUGCUCAGAUGGGGGUGCCAGUGAAUUGUCAGAAUCAAAUAGACUCGAACCUCGUACUCGAGUCGAAAGAUUUAUAUGAAAACAUCCCAUUUGCCAUUGCUCCAGCUGCUACUCAUUUCUCUCAUGGAGAUAACACCAUAAACUAUGGUUCUGCACAUCGAAACCCUGCAUACAAGACUGGUCAUGGAUGUUACCUUGAGCAUGAUGUAUUAGAAUCAUCUGCCUGUGAAAAAUUAAACUCGGCAUCUACCGCUGUAUGGCUAAAUGAAGCCCGACCGUCUUUUUCGUCAGAGUCUAUUCAAAAACUAAACCAUGACUAUAGCGUUGCAUACGAUAACCCUGCUGAAAAUUCUCGUAAACAGAGCUGGCAAAAUGAAGCGAUAAAAAUGAAUACUGACUCGACUAGUCUGACAAUCGUUAGUGUAGCAGAUGCUUUAGAGUACAAGUAUUCACAUGUAGAUCCUCAACCAGAUGCAGUUCAGUCAAGCUGGGUACCUAUUUGCUCGACUAGGCCCAAUGAAAUCAGGUUUCUAAGCGAAUCGCCAGAUAUUCAAAAUACUGUCAUCCCAAAGACAUUGUGUCGUCGAGCCAAAUUAAUUCAAUAUGCAAGCACUUUUAUAGAUAAACUUUUUGGAUGCGGCAUGACACUUCCUCAAAACUCAAACGUGGAGCUAGAUCAGUUCAUUAAAGUAAUAAUAAGCCGCACCCGUCUCAGUAGUAGCACUCUUGUGACUGCCUUUUUGUAUCUUGAGCGCCUUAAAACCUGCCAUCCAAAAUGCAAAGGAUCACCUGGCUCUGCUCAUCGACUGAUACUUUCUGCAAUUAUGCUAGCUGCAAAAUUUCUAUACGAUGACACUUUUGACAAUACUGCAUGGGCAACAGUUUCUUCGGGUAUCUUUUCUCUGGAGCAAGUCAAUCACAUGGAAAUGGAAAUGCUCUACUUUCUUGACUAUAAUAUGUAUGUGUCUUUGGAAAUGUGGAAUGCGUUUUAUACCAGAUUGGAAACAGGAAUGGAGCAAUCAAAGCAUGCUUCAUGUGUAGCUCUUCCUUCAACCUUACCUACUGUGCAGUCAUUACUACCCUCUCCAGUUUCACGUUUACUUCCAGGAACGCAUGUUUCUGAAUACAGGGAUAUAUCUCCCGCAGGCAUUUCCGCGCCAUCUUCCAAUGUUUGUGAAGGUACUGAUAAUGUAGCUGCCGAUCAGAGUUCAUUGCAAAAGCCUUCUACAGGAUCUUUCCAUGAUGCUUGCAAAUUCCGUGACCCUGCCAGAGCAUCUACUACAUAUAUUCCGUCAUCAUCUGCCAAAUACAUUCCUCCAGUAAGAUAUGCUAUAAAUAAGCCCACAUCGCUGCCGGUUACCGAGUUUGCACAAAAACGCGUUCCAUUGUAUAAACAGCAAAACAAGACAUUGGAAAUACACUUUCCUACAUCAAGCAGUAGAGCAAGUGAGCCAGUAAAAUGCCCACAAGAACUAAGUUGGAACAGACAAACCAGUAAUAGCCAUGUAAACAAAUUGCAACCAGUAAAUAUCGAAAGUAUUAAAGUUGAGCCAAGUAUUCAACCACAACAGUCGCACAACAAUUACUAUAGCGCUCAAGAUAAAACUGCCAUCCAGCAUAGAUUAGCACACCCAGUCAAUGCAGCUGCACAAACAAUUAAAUCUCGGCAAAUCUCCUCAAGAUCAGUGACACAUUCAGUCACUAAUAGUUACCCAGCUUAUAACCAGUUCAACCCAGCCUCUAGAUGUAUACCCAACGUUCAACCACUGCUACCUGAAAAUCAACAUUAUGAUUGUUCAUACCAGUUUUCUAAUACUCAGUUUGGAAAUGAGACUGCACCAUUCACAUCUUUUGACUCCCAAGUCUCUAAUUCCUAUCAACCUAAACAGUAUCAGUCACGACUUUCUCAACCAUACGUCUACACACAUAAUGGUCCCUCUCAGGACUCUUUGCAUCAGCCGACAAAUACAAAUACGCUUUACCAAAAUAUUCAGGGUGAAAAAAGUACCUCUUUUUUAAAAACAGCCGACUGGAUACAGCAAAGUUUCUCCUAA
Messenger RNA from Batrachochytrium dendrobatidis JAM81, 2430 nucleotides. RefSeq lists its product as uncharacterized. Gene Ontology annotation, molecular function: cyclin-dependent protein serine/threonine kinase regulator activity; protein kinase binding. Bases 1 to 2430 code for a protein of 809 amino acids. The transcript has 3 exons. Lineage: Eukaryota; Fungi; Chytridiomycota; Chytridiomycetes; Rhizophydiales. The record is from RefSeq and is a predicted model, not a curated record. Gene Ontology annotation, biological process: regulation of cyclin-dependent protein serine/threonine kinase activity. Gene Ontology annotation, cellular component: nucleus; cyclin-dependent protein kinase holoenzyme complex.